UACAAAAUUUCCUCUUCCUUCCCGUUCGUGGUUGUAUGUCGGCUCUAUAAUAACACAACUAACCACUACAUCUUUACAGUCAGAUAAAAACACUAAUUGGUGGCUGGUUAUGCGCGUAAAAAGGGGACCUACAAAACGCGCGCGUUUCGUCUAUUUUACCCUUCUUUCUUUUAAUUGUUGCGUUUAUCACGCGCUGUCCACAUUAUCCACAAUAACGCACAGAGAGACAGAGACACCGUUAACAGGGGCUGCUUUCUUUUCUCUUUUUUUUUUCUUUAACGAUGAUUAAGUUAAUGAAGGGAUGCGGGACUUUAAUGCGCACAAGGCAGGUGUCCCUGAAGGCGCCAUGGAUCAACUUGGAUACAGUGAGAGCGCCUUUCUAAAAGAGCAGGAGGAUCCAUUUCCAUCAGAUGGCUGGAAGCGCUGUCCGUGGUGAGUGAGGAUCAGCCCAUAUUCGAGCCGACCUACAACACAGCCCCGGCCAUGCACAUGAAGACUGAGAUGACGUCGCCCGGUGCGUUCAGCCAGGCAUCCAAGCCGAGUCCCGAGCCAACCGAGCCGGAGUGGGUGGGGUCAGUGGCACAAAACCCUGGGAAGAGAGCCGAGCAACACGUCAAUGGAACCAGCCGUGAGUCCCCCGUGGACUGCAGCGUCACCAAGCGCUCCAGACACAUGAGCAACGACGGGACCCCGAUGCCGUAUCAGGCCUCGUACCCGGAGCCUCGCGUCAGCCCGCAGACGACCACCCCGCCCAGCAGCACCACGGAGGAGAAGAGGGUCAUCGUGCCGGCAGAUCCUGAGGUUUGGACACAGGAUCACGUCCGACAGUGGCUGGACUGGGCCAUCAAGGAGUACGUCCUGGAGGAGGUGGACGUCAUGCUCUUUCAAGCGCUGGACGGCAAAGCCCUGUGCAAGAUGACCAAAGACGACAUGAUGCGCCUCACGUCGGCCUACAAUGCAGACAUCCUGCUCUCACACCUCAGCUACCUCCGCCAGAGUAGCCCCACUUUCUCAUACUCCACAACUCCCACCAACAACACACCACCACAACAACAACCACCCAGGCUACAGGUGAAAGCAGAGAGCAAUUUUGAUGAGAUCAGCCGCAGGAACAGCUGGACGGCAAACACCAUGACUGCAGUGCAGAAAGGUCCCGCCAUGGAGCACCAACACAGCACAAGAGUUACAGAGCAUGCCCCACGAAUUGUGCAAGACCCGUAUCAGACAUUAGGACCCAUUAGCAGUCGACUAGCCAACCCAGAAGGCCAAGCCCUCACCUCAUCCAAGAACCGAACGGGCAAACAAAGUCCAUACAAGCUCCCUGACCCCAGCGCUCACAGGCCUGUGGGUUCAGGGCAGAUCCAGCUGUGGCAGUUCCUGCUGGAGCUGCUGUCCGACAGCAACAACUCCGGCAUCAUCACUUGGGAGGGCACCAACGGCGAGUUCAAGAUGACUGACCCGGACGAGGUGGCCAAGCGCUGGGGCGAGCGCAAGAGCAAGCCCAACAUGAACUACGACAAGCUGAGCCGCGCUCUGCGCUACUACUACGACAAGAACAUCAUGACUAAGGUGCACGGCAAGCGCUACGCCUACAAAUUUGACUUCCAGGGCAUCUCGCAGGCGCACCAGAAUCACGCAGCGGACGGCGGGAUUGUUAAGUACCAGACUGAGAUGUCUUACGUGCAGCCCUACCACAGCCAUCAGCCCAAAAUGAACUUCAUGGGCGGUCAUCCUGCACCUAUGCCCGUCUCCCCUGGCAACUUUUUUGGCCCUCCGUCCACGUACUGGAACUCCCCCAACAGCCCCAUGUACCCUGGGUCAGCCAUGACGAGACAUCCCACCACUCACUCCCACCUGAGCUCGUACUACUGAGGACGACGCAUUUCACACCUGAACGUGAUAACGCGAAAGCGGAAGCCAAACGUGCUAGAAAACACACGCACACUUCCAUCCAGGAUGCACCUGAGCUGAACCCUGUCUGAAAUGAAGGUGAUAUGACGCUACGGUCUGUUUUUAAAAAGGGCAUUAUGAUGUUGUCUUUGUCACAUUCCUUCUUAAAAAUGGACAAAACGUGUGGGUAGAUAACUCUGUGGUGAAUGGAUUGGUAUUAUACUCUUCCCAAGACUUUCGUGAAUAUACUGAUUACACAAUGUAUUAACAAUUAUUCUGAUGUUAUGAAACCAAGUGUAUUUUGUAAGUACUUUGUUUGAUAGCACCUGUUGUAAAGACCAUAGUCAUAGCCUUUACGGUUUCAGUCAACGGUUUUAUAACUUUUGUUUUUUUUUCACUUCAUGGGUCAGAACUGCAGUUAUUACAUUCAAUGACCUGACAUUUGUAAAACAGAAAUUGUACAGAAUGACUGUCAUGUAGCAAUAUAACAUUUACUCACAAUGUAAAGCUAAUAAAUGAUGCUUAUAUCUAAAAA
Molecule: messenger RNA, 2425 nt
Organism: Larimichthys crocea (large yellow croaker)
Lineage: Eukaryota; Metazoa; Chordata; Actinopteri; Sciaenidae
Gene: fli1rs
Product: Fli-1 proto-oncogene, ETS transcription factor-related sequence
Exons: 10
Coding region: 484-1872 (462 amino acids)
Biological process (GO): regulation of transcription by RNA polymerase II; cell differentiation
Cellular component (GO): nucleus
Molecular function (GO): sequence-specific DNA binding; DNA-binding transcription factor activity, RNA polymerase II-specific
Source: RefSeq, a predicted model, not a curated record